Schistosoma mattheei is the source of this 4968-nucleotide messenger RNA. The record is from the annotation of a GenBank genome assembly. NCBI's taxonomy places the organism in Eukaryota, Metazoa, Platyhelminthes, Trematoda, Strigeidida, Schistosomatidae.
GGGGUUCUGGCGGCUUGUAGUGCAAUGCAGGUUGACUACAAACAGCUUGAGGUAUGGCUCCACGGGAAGCUUAAACCCCUGUGUGUUGCUGAUCCAAUUCCACUUUCUCAGUAUGUAAUAGCCCUGAUAAAAAAGGACAAAGGCGAACAGGAACUAAGAGAAAUAUGUAUUGACCAAUUGGAAGUAUUCUUGCAAGAAAAUACGGCAAAGUUCGUGGAGGAUUUGUUUGCUGUACUUAAAUCAAGAACAUAUGUUGCGUGUGAAACAUUAAAACAAACUCAGUCUUCGGACAACUCUUACCCAAAGGAUUCUUCUGGAAAAAACCCUUGCGGAAAUACUUUUGAUAAUGUACCAAAGGACAGGAAAAGACAUUUGACAAACAAUAACACUAACGUUCCAAAUGCCACGGACGCUUGUGCUCCCAAGCAGAAACGAAAACGCUCACCGGAGAAUAAAGCAAAAAGAAUUUCGUCAGAUAGUCGUUCACGCAGUCCCCAUUCCCCAGGAAAACCAAUAAAUAAUGCAAGUACAACUAGCAGGCAACAUGGGAAAGAACUUGAACCACAUGUAGAUUCCUGCAGUCGUGGACGUCAUAAUAACCACUCAGAAGAACCCAGCUUAAAAACAGUGGAUGGUCAUAUCAGACGCAAUUCAUCAGGUAGUUCAAAUGAAGAAGUAACCCAUUCAAAUACAAUUUCAUCGCGUCGGAAUAAGUAUAAUGAUUCAGAAUCACAUAAGUAUAACAGUCGUGAACGUAUCCACUCACGGCACAAAGAUGAGCAUAGCAAUCGUUCGUGUAAAUCUUUUGCGAAGUCUGUCACCGAUUACAGAGUAGUUGAUGAAAAGUGUCGAGCUGUAAGGAACCGUCGCUGUCGUGAUUUUGAAGAGCGUGGUUUUUGUGUAUAUGGAGACAGAUGUCAGUAUGACCACGGCCCCAAUGCUUUGGUAAUUUCGUCUGCUAAAUCUGCUGUGUCCGCCAUCGCUCAUCUCACAAACCCUCUGUUAGAUACUAAUCCACUCUCAAAUAGUACUGGGGAUUUACCAAUGAAUAUUGGAAAAGAGGCAUCAAAAUCUAGUACACUUCAGCCUCAAUCUUUUGUAGCAGCUGUUCUAUCUGGACCUACUGAACUUAACGAUUUAAAUCAACAUAUUGGUACUCCUCUUAUUCCUGUUUAUCACCCGACUCCAAUUAAUCAUCCAGAUAAUCAAAUGUUAAUGACCUGUUGCAUUGAUCAGUCAUCGGAUACUGGAUUACUUCCUCAGGUUUCUAACCCUUCUGUUUUGUAUAGUAAAUCCAAUUGGAAGCAUCCCCGUUUGCAGAAUAACAUGCAACAACGUUCUAAUAAUUUUCGCAUAUUUAACAAUGUCAACACUAUUAGCCGAAAUAUAGUUCCUUUGCCAAUGAUUCAAAAUACUAACAAUAAAGAUCAAACCGAAAUUAAUCCAGCUCCACCUGCCUAUGAACCAGAUCGACCACAUUUGUCCAUGAUUUCGACAUCCGAGUCUAAUAUUCUACAGUCUUGCGAUACUUCAGAUGUAGAACAUAAUGCCUCUACCCCACCAUUAUCAUAUAAACCCAGUCCUAUCACUGAACAAAUCAGUUCAUAUGCUGUAGUCCCAAAAACAUCAGGAGUCACAGAUCUUUCUUUGGAUAUCACUUCUCGAACUGUUGAUCCUCGUACUACUCUGUAUAUCGAUCGUCUUCCUUGGAAACUUAAUGAUGCGGAUAAAAUUCGUGAGCAUUUUGCUCAAUUUGGUCAUGUAAUAAACGUCAUUGCUAGAUACAAGGGCAUGGUAGGGUCCGCAGUGGUUGAGUUUUCUUCAUCAGAUGAAGCUGAGAAAGCCUAUCGAAGCCCCAUUCCUAUGUUUUCAAAUAGAUUUAUUCGAAUUUACACUCGUUUUCCAGAAAACUUCAAACACAAUGCUCGAACUAUGACUAGUCGUUUCCCUCGUCCCAAGAGUAUACUGGAUCGUUUAGGAACACGACCUGUUCCUGGAAAUAACAAGAUUAAUUCAUAUUCAUGGAUGAGUAUGACUAAUGACUGUAUAGAAAAUCAACACGUUCCUGGCAGCAUUCUUCCUGAUGAUACCAUCCAAAGGGGUAAUAGAUCUCGUUGGCGUUUAGAACGUAAUCCAACCAGUGGAGAUGCCUUAUUAUCUGGUGAUGAAGAAGACGAUUUAAUUGACGAAAAUCCGACCAUAGAUAGUCAUGAACAAAAUUCUGCCACUUUCAUCAAAGAACAUAGUAAAGCUUUUAAUCAAAGAAUUGAUAAAGUAGUAGAUAAUUAUGUUGAUCUUCAUGCCGAUCAAGAGUCAUUAUUAUUUACUCGUAAUCCUGAUACAGCAAGGCAAUUCAAGAAUAGUAAUAAUAUAACUGUUACGUCAAGUCCUUAUACUUUGUCGCAUAAACAAGAGGCUGAGGCAAUUCUUUGGGAGCGUCGUAAGAUGGCUGCAUUGAGACAACGUAAAGAACAACUUAUGCUUUUAGAUAAGGUACUUUUCUUACGUCAAGCUAAAAUAGAAUUUAAUCAUAUAUUUAUAUCUGAUUAUAUUUCAUUUUAAUAAUUUAAUUUCAGUGCGAUUUGUCUCUAUGUGAUAUACCUGGUUAUUUGAUAAAAGUCAACUAUUUACUUGAAUGUAGAGUUUAUUUCGUCAAAUAUCCCGCAUGUGGGAUCGUGGAUGCUCACUAUUGAUGUGUCCCAUCGUGGGACGACAAAACGACUGUCCAAUACUUCCAGGUUUUUGUCGGUGGUCUAGCUUAGAUCGACUCGUGAUUCCAACUGUGAAAAUAUCCUUUUAUCACUUAAUUUCAUUUUAAAAUGUCCAUGUUUUAUUUCUCUAGUCUCGUGAAGCCCGAGAAUCAGUGAUUGAGGCUCGAAAACAACGAAUUACUAAACUGAAGUUGCUUCUUGAAAAAGUGAUGAGUCAGUUGGAAAAUAAUCGUACUAGCGAAACAGACAAUUGUACAGAUUCGAAACCACUGACAUUGGAUGAAAGACGGAAAUUACUUACUGAAGCCAAACGGCUACAAACUGAGCUUGAAUCGACUUUGGAAGCUGAGAAGAAAGAUUUGGAUAUCCGAAGUUUAAACCGAGAAUCAAACAGCAAAAAAAUGUUCAUUUCAAAACCAUUAGGAAGCACAACAAUUAGUGCGGCCGCAUUACAAGCUUUACCGAGUCCAAUUCGAUUGGAAAGACAAAAACAAAUUUCUGAAGUAUGUUUACAUAAUUUAAAUUCGUUCAUGCAGUUAUUUUUUUAAAUAAUUCCAAUGAUAAUGGUAAACUUUGUCCAUUUUUAUGAAUUACUUUUCUUGCCAACUUAACAAAUAAUUAACAAUUGCGAUUACCAUAAAAAGUCAUCAAUGUACAUUUGAGUAUUUCCUUAGUGUUUUAGUUAUUAUUUAUCAUAUAUUAAUUCAUCGCUGCUUAUAUUUUACAUAUUAGAUUCAAAUCGAAAUCGAUAAAUUGGAAGCAAACCUACGUGAUGCAACUCAAGAUGAGGUUAAAUUAAAAGAAGGUCGUCGAAGGAUCGUAGAACUUAAACGCCAGCUUGUCGACUUGGAGACAGUCCGGCCAUCAGAUAUGUUUUUGUCUCAAAACACAAGCUGUUGUGCUCCCGGCGACAAUUCCGCAUACCCAAACAGAACUCAAACCAAACUUGAUAAGCGACCUCGAACUUUGUAUAUUACUGGCAUCGAACCAGAUGAUGUAGAAAACUUUCAAAAUGCCCUCUCACUAAAUUACCUGCAUACACAAUGCUGUACAAAACAAACUAACCCUGAGACUAAUCAGUUAGUACUGGAAGUUACGUUUUGCACUCGUGAUUUCGCCGAGGCAGCUAUUCGUCUGUUUACCCAGUUUCAUGGACGUGACUUACAAAUGAGUUUUGUGUAUCCAGCACUGUCCGAAACCAAAUCUGGAAAUUUUACUGAUAAUGAUGUAAAAAAUGUAAGUUCGGUUUUAGAUUGUACUUUCUUCAUUUAUAACCAUUUAAUCACAAAUUGCGUAGAUUCUUCAAUUUUUUUUUUACUUAUUUGUGUAUUUUGACUUGCCUUAUCUCGAUUCUGCGUCAUUUAAUUCAUAAUGGUUUAACGUAUAUCUCUAUCAUUUUUAACAACUAUUAGGAAGACGAUUUGGGAGGUUCCAUCUAGAAAGUUAAGUAGGUAAUAUUUUGUCACGUUUAGUAUUUCGUGACGUUUGUCAUUCCAUUAUCAUUAUAAUGGUCAUUUAAUCUAUAUUUUCCAUAUUAUUAUGAAAAAUGCUUGUAGAGUAUGUAAUUUCACUUAUUUCUUAGUUGUGUGUAAAUCAAACCAUUUUCUUCAGUCGAAUUCCGUUCGUAUCUUUUUAUUUUUACAACUCCAAAGGUGAUUUCGUUGUUUAUCCUCGAUAAUUAAAUAUAUUUUAAAAUAAGUGUCCUUCAGAGUGUUUUGUAAUAGGGUCUUAAGGUUGUCAUACUAUUUUUCGUGGUACGGUGUGUUUUAAUUUGAACAUUUCAUUUAACAAAUCGACCGAUUCGCAUUACUUACCUAUGUUCCUCAUUAUUAGGUUUCGUCCACACAAACUGAAACUUCAGACCAAUUACAAGCUAUCACAUCUUCAGAGUCUUUGGAUUAUUCUGCUCAUUCCAGCCCUACAUCUACUACUGCUCUGAAUACCAUGUCCUUAUGACUGACAUCCAGUUCCCUAUCCGAAUAUCGCUAGUGAUUUGUGUAGAAAGAAAUAACGUCCCUCAUGCGAUAUCUUCCGACAAUAACGUUUUCCUUGAGAAAAAUAUAUUUUAUUUAAACCUUUUCUACUUCAAAAGUUUUUUCAUCGUUUGGCUAUGUACACACUGUUUCUUAGUAAUGAGUUGAGUAUCAACUGACCUUAAUUUCUAUGAAAGUGAUAUAGUAGAUUCUAUCAAUAAACCCACUAUUCUCCUUUUGCAUUUUAUCUUAAAGAUACUUCGGUACUAUAUAGAGAGAAGAGA